Penaeus chinensis is the source of this 2163-nucleotide messenger RNA. Its product is annotated as serine/arginine repetitive matrix protein 1-like. The record is from RefSeq and is a predicted model, not a curated record. Bases 1 to 2163 code for a protein of 720 amino acids. NCBI's taxonomy places the organism in Eukaryota, Metazoa, Arthropoda, Malacostraca, Decapoda, Penaeidae. The transcript is spliced from 2 exons.
AUGCGGCCACUACGCAAGCGGAGGCAGCCGCCUCGCCUCCCGCGCGCCCCGGGCCAGUGCGCCGACGGAGGCCGAGGCGGAGGCGCGCGCGGCGAGGCUCCCGGAGGAGGAAUCCGAGGCCUGGGGCGGCGUGCAUGCGGCGCCCAGUCCCACGAAGUCGCUUCAAGUCCCACGAAGUCGCUUCAAGGCCCACGGAGUCCCUCAAAGUCGCUCAAGCUCGCUUCAAGUCCCACGGAGUCGCUUCAAGUCCCACGAAGUCGCUUCAAGCCCCACGAAGUCGCUUCAAGGUCCCACGGAGUCCCUCAAAGUCGCUCAAGCUCGCUUCAAGUCCCACGAAGUCGCUUCAAGUCCCACGGAAGUCGCUUCAAGUCCCACGGAAGUCCCUCAAAGCCUCGAAGUCGCUUCAAGGCCACGAGUCGCUUCAAGUCCCACGAGUCGCUUCAAGUCCAACGGAGUCCCUUCAAAGUCCUCAAGCUCGCUUCAAGUCCACGAAGUCGCUUCAAGUCCACGAAGUCGCUUCAAGCCACGGAGUCGCUUCAAGCCCACGAUGGUCGCUUCAAGUCCCACGACGGCGCUUCAAGUCCACGGAGUCCUUCAAGUCCCACGAAGUCGCUUCAAGUCCCACGAAGUCGCUUCAAGGCCCACGGAGUCGCUUCAAGUCCACGAGUCGCUUCAAGUCCCACGAGUCCUUCAAAGGCUCACUCGCUUCAAGUCCCACGAGUCGCUUCAAGCCCACGGAGUCGCUUAAAGGGUCCCACGGAGUCGCUUCAAGGCCCACGAAGUCCUCAAGGCAUGAAGCUCGCUUCAAGUCCCACGGAAGUCGCUUCAAGUCCCACGAAGUCGCUUCAAGUCCCACGGAGUCCUCUCAAGGUCCUGGUAGUCGCUUCAAGUCCCACGACGUCGCUUAAAGGGUCCCAAAGUCGCUUAAAGGGCCCACGGAGUCGCUUCAAGUCCCACGACGUCGCUUCAAUCCCACGAUGUCGCUUCAAGUCCCACGAAGACGCUUCAAGUCCCACGGAGUCGCUUCAAGGCCCACGGAGUCGCUUCAAGUCCCACGAAGUCGCUUCAAGUCCCACGGAGUCGCUUCAAGUCCCACGGAGUCGCUUCAAGUCCCACGAAGUCGCUUCAAGUCCCACGAAGUCGCUUCAAGGCCCACGGAGUCGCUUCAAGUCCCACGGAGUCCCUCAAAGUCGCUCAAGCUCGCUUCAAGUCCCACGACGUCGCUUCAAGGCCCACGAAGUCGCUUCAAGUCCCACGAAGUCGCUUCAAGUCCCACGAAGUCGCUUCAAGUCCCACGAAGUCGCUUCAAGUCCCACGAAGUCGCUUCAAGUCCCACGAAGUCGCUUCAAGGCCCACGGAGUCGCUUCAAGUCCCACGGAGUCCCUCAAAGUCGCUCAAGCUCGCUUCAAGUCCCACGACGUCGCUUCAAGGCCCACGAAGUCGCUUCAAGUCCCACGAAGUCGCUUCAAGUCCCACGAAGUCGCUUCAAGUCCCACGAAGUCGCUUCAAGUCCCACGAAGUCGCUUCAAGUCCCACGGAGUCGCUUCAAGGCCCACGGAGUCGCUUCAAGGCCCACGAAGUCGCUUCAAGGCCCACGAAGUCGCUUCAAGUCCCACGGAGUCGCUUCAAGUCCCACGAAGUCGCUUCAAGUCCCACCGAGUCGCUUCAAGGCCCACGGAGUCGCUUCAAGGCCCACGAAGUCGCUUCAAGGCCCACGGAGUCGCUUCAAGUCCCACGGAGUCGCUUCAAGUCCCACGAAGUCGCUUCAAGGCCCACGGAGUCGCUUCAAGGCCCACGGAGUCGCUUCAAGGCCCUCGGAGUCGCUUCAAGGCCCACGGAGUCGCUUCAAGGCCCACGGAGUCGCUUCAAGUCCCACGGAGUCCCUCAAAGUCGCUCAAGCUCGCUUCAAGGUCCACGAAGUCACUUCAAGUCCCACUGAGUCGCUUCAUGUCCCACGAAGUCGCUUCAAGUCCCACGGAGUCGCUUCAAAUCCCACGAAGUCCCUCAAAAUCGCUCAAGGUCGCUCCAAGUCCUAAGGAGUCCCACGAAGUCGCUUCAAGACCCACGGAGUCCCACGAUGUCGCUUCAAGCCCCACGAAGUCCCACGAGAGGCGACGGGCGGCGAGCAGGAGCUUAAGGAGUCGCUGCCUCCCGCUCGCCUGA